Pyrenophora tritici-repentis Pt-1C-BFP is the source of this 2298-nucleotide messenger RNA. NCBI's taxonomy places the organism in Eukaryota, Fungi, Ascomycota, Dothideomycetes, Pleosporales, Pleosporaceae. The record is from RefSeq and is a predicted model, not a curated record.
AUGAAUAUGGAGGGCUGGUUGCAGGAGGAAACAACGGAGCAUAGAUCGUCUGGCUUCAUAUACUUCCACACUAUGCUGGCCCUUGCAUCAGGACUGACGUACAUCCACCGAGAGAUCGACACCAUGGUGGGCUAUCAUCGGGAUAUCAAGCCAAGCAACAUUCUUCUUUUCCACAGUAAUGAUGAGAAGAUCUGGAAGUUUUGUGACUUCGGCACCUCGAACCUCAAGCCCGCAGACAAUACUGGAACUACGAGUAUGGUUACCGACAAGUACUGGGCGCCUCCUGAAUUCUUUGAAGAGCAUACGGAAGAGGAUGGAUUAAAACAUGCCCGUGCGCACGAUGUAUUCUCUCUUGGAUGUGUUUUUAUUGAAUUAGCAACGUUACUACAUAUGGGCGCUGACGGUCGGUCAACGUUCAAAUCCCGAAGAGAGGAUGGAGAUCGGGAUCCUGAGGCUUCAUGGUAUCGGGGCGCUUUCCACAGAUCGAUGCCUGUAGUGCGCGAAUGGAUUGAAGACAUGCGCAACAAACAAGAGGAAGGCCAACAUCGCGAAGUGUUAGCUAUCAUCUUCGAUAUGCUACAAACUCCAGACGAGCGUAUAUAUUCAUGGGAGGUGGAGAUUGACUUGUUCAUUAUUGGACCGUCGGGCACGGACUCCGAGAAGGUGGUAGACUAUCUGCGUCAAAUCAGUCAAUCAUCGCUAGGUUACAGAGCAAAGACGAAGCGUAAUCCCUACACACGGGCGAAGAGAAGGGCUAGAGAAAAUCACCUCUACAGCGUGAGAUGUCCGAAUCAGUUCUUCCAAGUCAUGAAUAGUUUUGGAUGGCAUGAAUACUCGCCUCAGUCCACCGGAAGCUCUCAGCAAACCCCGGGACAACAAGCCUACUCGAACCUCCCAUUACCUCUGGACAGAGACACGCUCUGCGGUGGUCAGGGCCUGUAUCAGGAGAUAUCGAAUGGCUUCCGGAAGUCAGACAUCGUAGCACUCUACGGGGUUGCUGGUAUCGGGAAGUCUCGAAACGCCUGUGAAUACGCAGGGCAGUUCGUGUAUCCUGAGGACAAGGCCAUCACCAGACACACUUUCUUUGUCGACGCCACAACGGCAGACAGCUUGAUGAGUUCAUACGACGCUAUUGCAGACAAAAUCAAUUUGUCCGAGGUUGACAUUACUGGCCAAUCUCAAGCAUUUUCAAGAGUCACGAGAUACUCGCUGGGAUCCUGGCUGAACCAAGAGAAGAGUGGGAAGUGGUUCAUGGUCGUGGACGGAUUUGACCCCAUCGGUGACAUGACGGAGCUCAAGCAGAUGCUACCGACGCCUAGGCAUGGCAUGGAUCAGAUACUCAUCACAACACGAAACCUUGCCAAGAUAAGGGAGUAUUAUUCGUCAUGCAAACUUCAAAUAGCUUGCAUUGAGGUUACUGCGCUUAGCCCUGCCGAUUCAAUGCGCUUGUUCAAGCAAAACAUUGGAGAAUGGGAAAGACUCAAAGGUGAUGAAACCGACACCCCCAAAAUCAAAGAUCUACUCGAGAAGCUUUGGUCUCCCCUGAUGAUCAAAUAUGCUGCCAAUCAAAUCGGAGAUACCAGAGUUACAGUGAUGCAGUUGAAAGAGCUGGUGGACGAUAACGGUCUCUCAGAAGUCACGGUCCCAUUCGAAUCGUACCUCACUCACGUUCUCGAACCCCUUACAGGCACAUUGUCCCAUACCCCGAGUUGGCCUAGGGUGGUUGGGACACUAUUUCUGCUUGCGUUUUUUGACCCUAAUGGUGUUAAAUGGAGUACGCUGAAGAACGACCACACGAAAAGAUCGAAAAGGUCCGGGCUGUUGAGAUCUCUUGGGAAAUUGGAAGACUACGCUCUUAUCAACAAGGCUCCUGGAGAGGUGUACUCCAUCAAUGGCAAUAUUCGAGAAACAAUACUAGAAUGGAUUGAGCAACUCGAUGGCCCUGAAGGCGGCGCAGAAGGCCUUCUAAAACGACAUAGCAAAGCGCUUUCGAUAAUUUACAAAUCCUAUCAGUCUUUGCUCGCAAAUGCCAUGGAGACAAGUCCGAACGCAUACUCGCAGCUUCACCAGGCCGAACAACCGUUUAUGCCGCACUUUGAGUGCUUCUUAAACUUCACGAAGAAACACACUCGGCAACAAAAGCCUGAGCUACGCUAUCCAGCCGUGCGAGCUGUUAUCUGCUUUUCGAAGGUUCUUCUCGAUAAAGACAGAUAUGAAGAAGCCAUGAGAGUCACUGAGUACACUCGAGAACACUUCCAGCACAAACUUGGUGAAGCCGAUAGCGAGAAACAAUCUUGA